AUGAAAAGCAGAUGUCGAGGAUCUAGAAAACGGAAAGAAAAUGAAGGAUUAGGAAAGGAUGCAGAUAAACCGACUGACCAUGGUGAAGGACAACAGACUGCUCGCAAAUCCUCCGGUGGUAAAACACCCAGGAAGCAACUGGCUACAAAAGCUGCUCGCACAAGUGCGCCCUCUACUGGAGGGGUGAAGAAACCUCAUCGCUACAGGCCUGCUACUGCGGCACUCCGUGAAAUUAGGCAUUAUCAGAAGUCCACUGAACUUCGGAUUCGCAAACUUACUUUCCAGUGUGUGGUGCGAGAAAUUGCUCAGGACUUUAAGACAGAUCUGCGCUUCCAGACCGCAGCUACUGGUGCUUUGCAGGAGGCAAGUGAGGCCUAUCUGGUUGCCCUUUUUGAAGACACCAACCUGUGCUAUCUGUGCCAUGGCAAAUGUGUAACAAUUAUGCCUAAAGACAUCCAGCUAGCACGCCGCAUAUCUGGAGAACGUGCUUAA
This is a messenger RNA of Nycticebus coucang (slow loris), 492 nucleotides long. Its product is annotated as histone H3.3A-like. The transcript has 2 exons. Gene Ontology annotation, cellular component: nucleosome. The record is from RefSeq and is a predicted model, not a curated record. Bases 1 to 492 code for a protein of 163 amino acids. Lineage: Eukaryota; Metazoa; Chordata; Mammalia; Primates; Lorisidae. Gene Ontology annotation, molecular function: protein heterodimerization activity; DNA binding; structural constituent of chromatin.